AUGUCUUUGCGCCGCUUCUUCAAGAAGGCACGGCAGCGUGCCAGCCUCGAGGCCGAGUCGCAGCCUCAAGAGACGACACUAAUCACCACCGAGGGACCUAGUGGUAGUUCAAUCCCAGUGCUGUUACCCCCUGCCGAGAGCAGUCAACUUGUUCCAGCUCCCCUAAGCCCUCGACGCAUAAGAUAUCUCAAUAUCAUUCGACAAUACUUCCCAUUGCCCCGGCGGAGAAAUUCCGAGCUCGCCGAUCGCCACGCUGGCCUUGAGUCCAGACCACAGAUGAGUGAAUUCGACAGUCAUCAAGUCAGCCUUGAUGUUGUUAUGCCACAUUUUGAACUCGCCGGUCGCCAUGGUGGUCUUGGGUUCAGACCGCAAAUGCGUGGAUUCAUCGGUGGUCUACUUGAGAGACACCUUCAACAUCAGAUGAACAGACACCUCGGCAAUGAGAUCGCCAGUCACCAGGACAGGAACAGCCGAGCAGAUGUCGAACAUGACAAUGCCCAGCAUUCAUAUGAACCCGCCAUACCCAUGGAGUUUCCAUUGUGUAAUACCGAGGCCGAAGGAGCACAGCUUGACCUUGCCAUGAUGAGAGAAUUUGAAGACGCGUUCGCCCUUUACGAGGCUAGUAACAGCCAAGCAGAUGUUGAAGAUCAUGAUCCUCAGAAUGCACAUGGAUUCACCAUGCCCCAAACUUUCCCGCCACAGAAUGACAAGAUCGAAGGCCACAGCCUUCUGCGCCCAACCCCACGAAUGCAAAUCCGUGCAGCCGGCCCCGUGCCUUCACACAGUGGUAACAUCCCAUACUACAGCACAUCAGAUGACGACAACAAUGAGCCUCGAGGAAGGGAGAACUCCGAUGAUAACCCAUCAAGCGACCGUGGUUCUCAAGUACGACGCGGAAGAUCACUUCGACGAUCUGGAAGCCCUUUUAGUGAUGUGUUUCCUGCGCUUCAGGGUAGUAAUUACCCAUCGAGGGACCCUUCUCAAGUACAUCGUGGCAGAACACUUCUCCGGGCGUCAAGCCUUGUGAACGAUCCGUGGGUAGCCCUUUGGGGUCCUAUCAGCCUACCGAACGACCAGAUUUUCCAAGAACCAUGCGGCAUAACAACUCGGCGAGCUUCGAACGUUGGCGGCGACUCAGCGAGCGACUCGGGUUCUCAGGAAUCACGCGGCAGAACACUUCGAAGGGCGUCAAGCGUCGUGAACAAUUCAGCAAUUGGCCCAGUUUCUCAGGCACCACACAACAAAACACAACGACGAGCGUCAAACGUCGUUAACGACCUAGCGAGUGGCCCGGUUUCUUGGGAACCACGCGGCAGAGCUCCUCGGCGAGCUUUGAGCCUUGGCGGCGACUCAGCGAGCGACUCAAUUUCUCAAGAACCACACGACAGAACACUUCGACGAGCGUCAAGUGUCGUCAACGAUCCAGGGAGUGAGCCAGUUGCCCAGGAACUACGCAGCACUACACCUCAACGAGGUUCAAGCCGAGCGAGCGAGCCGUGUACCGAACUAUGGGAUAGCCUGUACCGAAUGGGCGACCCGCAUGCUCACGCACCACGCGGUGCAAGCCCUGUCAGCGAUAUAUUUUCCAUGAUGAUCUCCACUGCCUGCAAAUCUUUAACCAGUUCUUCAAAGUUCGAGGAACUUUUCGCCAGCAGUGAGGAGAUGGAACAGACAAAUGUUAUGGUGGGUCGGUGGGUCGAGGAAGUUCAACAAGCCAGGGAAGAGGACAGUGAGCCCCUCCGGCCCGACCACGGCCCUGGUGGUGGAGAACGCCAUCAUUGA
Molecule: messenger RNA, 1782 nt
Organism: Penicillium robsamsonii
Lineage: Eukaryota; Fungi; Ascomycota; Eurotiomycetes; Eurotiales; Aspergillaceae
Exons: 2
Coding region: 1-1782 (593 amino acids)
Source: RefSeq, a predicted model, not a curated record